AUGGCUGAAAAAAUAGACGAAGAAUCUUCUGAAAGCGACAGUGCGGAUGAGUUCAGCAGCUCUGGAGAAGAUGAAAAUGUACAACGUCGAUCGCCUGAGCUAGAUGGUAUCAUAAACACAAUUUGUGAAUUGAUUGAAGAAAACAAGCAAGAUGAGGCAAAUAAGCGUACACUGGACACCUAUGAACGUUUGAAGAGUUCCUACAAUUCCGAAAAUGAUAGGCAAUACCUUGAUUACUCUUACUAUCUGGAACUCUGCUCGAAGAAGUUUAGAGAGGAUAUUUCAAAGGAGGCAGUAAGGAUACAAAUAAUGGCAGAUCUUCAUCAACAGAAAACAGGUGGCAGUGAAUAUAACCUAGCCUACGUGUGUAUUCACAGAAGCCUGCUGGAAACAUUCCAAACACUACUUCAGAAUCACCAAGCAACCCAGGACAGAAGUAAUCCUGAAAGUGUGCCAGUGUUGGAAACCUGGGCUAUGGCUCUGAAAAGGGAGGGAAAGCUGGAUGCCGCGCUAAAGAAGACGAAAGAUGCAAUGUCAUUUGUUAAGAAUAGCAAAAGAAAAGAGGACAUAAAAAGAACACAUACUAAUCACAGUAGAAGGAGGCCAAAAUCAAGGUUACCUCUUAUUGCAUCAAUCAUAGAGGAUUUGAACUGGGGGUUAAAAGAUACCGGAACAAAACCAAUUCCAGAACCACGUUGGUUCCAUUGUAAAAGUGAACGAAAGAAAAAGGAGAGACGAAAAACUAGACGUUUACGACAGUCAAAGCAAGUAAUUGAAAAUUCGGUUCCAUCAGAGGUUGAUGAGCAGAUUUCAAUCGAAAAUGAAUACGAUGAAGAGGAGGAUAAAGAAUUCGACAGUGAACUUCCAGUCAAAUCUUUCUUUGAUGAAAGUGUGAAAUUGCUCUGCAAUGAAACCGUAGGAGGAAGUAAUGAACACGACUUCAUUCUAAAUGACAUGGAUUUAUCGGAUUCUUUUGUUGAAUCACUAAUCAAGAGAAACGAAAGAAAAACUGUUUAUAACGAAAACUUGCCAAUUCAGGAAUUGCAAAUCUUGCUGAAAAGUCAGCCAAAAUGGUACAAACGAUGCACUCUUCAAAUACAAUCAGCACAUGAGUCGGUUUGUUCAUUGAUUAAACCAGAACGGAAUUUGACUGAAAUUAAAAUCAGUGGCCGUUCAAGGUGCGGAAAAAACUUUACGGAAGAUGAAGUAGUUGUGAAAAUCAUAUCAAAUAGCUCACCGCAAACCAAAAUGAGCGACCAUAAGGAAACAGCGACAUACGGUCAGGUUGUUGGUAGAUUGAAGAGAAAUCGGUAUGCCGAAUUUAAACAUCCAGUUAUAGUUUGCGAGCUUGAUCAUAACGAAUAUCACAAAAUGCGACCUCUAAAUAAAGUUGUGCCGAAAAUUCAUCUUUAUAAAAAUAACCGGAAAAAUCGCAGAGAAGAAAACUUGUUCCAAAUUGACGUUUUUAACUAUGAUGCGAAAAGUAAGAAUUUACAAUUCAAGAAAUCUUUUGAAAUCAACCCUGCGAAAAAGCUGAGUUACGCAUUCCUGGUGGUUUACCUAAGCUGGGACGAUGUAUACCCACUUGGAGCAGUAAUCAAAGUUAUUGAAACAGACAGUAAAUUAAGCAGUGGCUUACACCUUCUAGAGAUAAAGCACCAGGUUCCAACCAAGUACAGGCCUAAUACAGUAAAAGAUGUUCAAUGUUUGAUAGAAGAGAAAAAACAGGGGAAAGUGGAGCUUAAAGACGAAGGAUCAGCAUCAAUACACGUGUUCACCAUUGAUCCUGAACAUUCAAAAGAUUUGGACGAUGCACUCAGUGUUGAAACGCUACAAACUGGAGAAUUUGAAGUUGGAAUUCAUAUAUCAGAUGUCGCCAACUACGUUCGCAAAGGGGAUAGCAUAGACGAAGAGGCACGCAUCAGAGCUAUGUCAUUCUACCAGGGACAAGGUAAACAGUCAUACCACAUGUUACCGGAACCCCUCAGUCAAAAUCAUUGUAGCUUGCUACCGGAUGAACACAGGCGCGCAUUAUCAACUUUUUUUCGUUUCAGUCCUGAUGGAGUUCUGAAAGAUGGACCCCCAAAUAUAAAGAAAACCUGGGUGAAAUCAGGGCGAAGAUUUACAUACGAGGACGUUCACCAUGUGUUGAGAAAUGACAACGAUUGUAACAUUUUUUCUUCUGAAAUUAGAACGUUACAUAAAAUAUCAAAAAAUCUUAGAAGCAGUCGUCUAGGUGAUUCCAAGAUCAGCAAAGAUUUUGUUCGCGUUGAUGACAAGGACCUUGAUUCAGCAUUUGACGACCAAGAAGCACACAAUCUUGUUGAAGAAUUUAUGAUUCUCACCAACAAAACGGUCGCUCAAUUUGUGUGUUCAAAAUUUCCCAAUUUUGCAAUUUUAAGAUGCCAUGAUGUUCCUACAAAGGAGAGGGUACAAAAAUGGUUACGUAAAUAUCCACUGAUAUCAAAUUUGAUCAUGCGGCUUCAAAAUACUGAAAUCCCGAAUCUGCAGCAAACACUAGGAAUGUUAAGCAUUAAGAAAAAGGAUCUGAAUACACCAAUCAAAAUCCAACAAUGGGUAUGGUCGUUUCUUGAACAGUGCGCAAAUGAAAAAAACUUUCGAAAAGCAUGUGAGAUCGCUGGAUGCGACGACCUUCAUCCGGAACAAGCUCUUGCUUUGCGCGAGUGGAAGUCAUUUCAAGAGGAAGCCAAGUACAAGUGUCAUGAAGCAUCGAAGAAUAGAGGGAAAUCGUAUCAUUUUGCCUUGCGCAUACCGGAUUAUAUACAUUUCACAUCACCGAUCCGUCGAUAUGCAGAUCUUGUGAACCAUCGUUUUGUCCAUGCUGCUCUUGACAAUGAGAAAGACCCACCUUACAAAAGGUCUGAAAUAGAAGACAUUUGUCUUCACCUCAACCAGGUAUCCAAACGAAAAAAUCUUUUUGAACAGCAAUGCAAAGCUUUGAUUGAUGGCCAUUCACUUCGGAAAAAUCCCACAGUCUGCAAUGGCUAUAUAGAAGAAACAGCAACUGACAAAAUAACACUAUUUUUCCCCGAGAAAAAGUCCAUGACAGAAAGGAACAAAGAAAUUCAUCUCAAGCUGCUUAGAGUAUCAUGCCAACCUGAGAUAAGAAACGAUAUCCUAUCAUUGACUUGGCAUAAACGAAUAUAUUCCCAAAAAGAGGUGGAGCGGUUAAUCAUCAAUAGCAGAGAUGUCCGCCGCAUUGAUCCUCAUCAAAGGGUGUCUUUUCAACAGCUUUCCCGGUGGAGAGAUGUCCUUAAAGCCUGCGUCGACCAGGAUUCAAAUAAAUUUGAGAACAAAAUGUCUGUAAAUGCUUGUUAUAAUAAGAAUGAGAAAAUUAGAAAAUCUGUUCCGACUUGUACCAAAACUGAAAGUGACGUUAGUUGCGAAAACAUGGAAGGAGCACUUCUAUCAAACUCUUGUAAAUUCAGCAUGUCAUUUAGUCAUGCUCAAAUUUUGACGGUACAGUUUGGAGCAGAUACAAAUAAAGGUGUUCUCGAACCUUCUCCACAAAUUCUAGAACUCACAAACAAUGUGAAAUUUUGUCUGAUGCAUACCAAAGAUCCUGUGAAAUACCUUGCUGAAUAUGCAACAAAAGCCGCUGACAGACGUAAAUGCGACACUGUUGAAGCUUACUGUGAAACAUGGCUGCCUUUACUCAGGAUGGAAGCUGUAACAACAGCAGUAAGAACUGACUCCACAACAAUCACUGACGUUCCAAUCGAACUGCAUGAUGAUGGUGGGACAUUCAAUUUGUCCAUUGCCUUCUGUGAAGAUAGGCAUAUCGAAUUCAGCAAUGCGUCAGUGAUUGAAAAUCUUUUAAAUGAAGAAAGUAGAGAAAAUUCUAACGCCCAUAAAGAAUUUUUCGCAAGCUCAGAUUUCCUUUGUUUCAAAUGUUCGUAUGAUGUUUCCACACCAUUUCCGAAAGGACACCCUGAAAGGCGACGGAUAUGGAUAGCGCAUGGUCACGUUGAAACCGUACGCAAAAUCAAGGAACAUGAUAUAUUAGAGAUUCGUUUUCAGCUACAUCCAUCAAGUUCUCGGCCGCCACGACACAUAAGAAAUGCCAGGGAUAAGCCAAACUGCAAUGUUGAGAUACUGACUAAUCCUGUGUCAAUCAGACGACAAGAAGAGGUCCUGCAGUGUCUCAAAACCGCAAAUAGUUUGGCAAAGGAAAUAGCGCUUGGAAAAGACAUUCCGCCUUUAAAUGAUGAACAAAUGAAGUCAACAGAUGUCGAAGUUGAUGGUCUUGCACUAAACAACGAACAGCAAAAUAAGGCGAUAUUGGCCUCUCUAUCCCAACAGUUCACCCUAAUACAGGGUCCUCCAGGGACGGGCAAGACGAACACGUGCGUGAAGCUGUUAUAUCUCUUCACACAAAUCAACAGAAAGAACACACACGAAAGCAACGCCUUGAAACAAAUAGUCGUCUGCGGUCCUUCUAACAAAUCUGUGGAUCACAUUGCCAAGAUGACAAUAGAGAAACUUGGUGAAAAGAGGCCAAAAUUAAUCAGGAUGUAUGCUUCGGCAUUUGAAUGUUGCGAUUACGCCAUUCCGGGUAAAGCACAUUCAACUGGACAAGAUAAACAACCAGAUAAAAGCCUGAAAGGUAUAUCGCUCCAUCACCUGAUCCGAAACAACGACAAGCCGUCUGCUAAGAAGAUCAGAGAAUUUGACGCAUAUUGUCGUAAAGUCCGUGAUUUAUCGACAAUCAAAAAUGCAAAAGAGGCUGUAGAGUUUAAAGCGAAAAUGAAGGAAUUUAAAGCACUGAAAAACCACGCUAAAGUUGAAGAAAUCCGACAAUGUGAAGUCAUUUUUUGUACAACUGCCAUGACGACAAAUCCAACAUUCAUCCGCGCAACAAAGAACAAUAUAAGACAAUGUAUCAUUGACGAAAGCGCAAUGUGUACGGAACCGGAUUGUCUUGCUGCCAUUAUAACUACACAACCACAGCAAGUGGUUCUUAUCGGAGACCACAAACAACUCAGACCUGUGAUCAUGUGUAACGACGCAAUCCUUGGCCUUGAGAAAUCUCUCUUUGAGCGAUAUGCAAAAGAAGCAAUCAUUCUCAACCGACAAUACCGAAUGCAUCCUUCAAUAUGCGAGUUGGUAUCGUCUCAGUUUUAUGGAGGAGAUUUAGAGACCGUUCUGCCAUCCGAACGGAAAGUGCAACCUUCGCUACGAUUGUGGAAAGACCCACAAUAUCCUUACAUAUUUUUGCAUGUAGAGGGUGAGGAAGAAUACCUUUCUGUCUCGACAGAGGAAGGGAACGAAAACUCCUGUCGGAAUCAGAUGGAGGUUGAGAAGGUGGUAUAUAUUUUUAAUCAAAUGGUGAAGAGUGAGAGGGUGCCUCCAGACGACAUCAACAUCAUGUCCCAAUACAGAGCCCAGUGUAACACUAUCAAAAAGUCUUUGGAGAAAAGCAGAAUUUUGAACUUCAACGUGAACACUGUAGUGUCAAGUCAAGGUGGAGAAUGGGAUUACGUCAUUUUCAGCACUACAAGAUCGUUACCAGACUUUAAGAUUGAACCCAAACCGACCCUCGGCUGGCAAAUAAAGAAUCUGGGCUUUAUCAGUGAUGAACAUCAGAUUAACGUGGCACUCUCUAGGGCCCGCAAAGGACUGGUCAUCAUAGGAAACAAAAACCUUUUGAAAGUAAAUAAGGUCUGGGGAAAACUUCUUAAAAUUUUUGAGAAAAAUGGAUGCGUCAUUUAG
Molecule: messenger RNA, 5733 nt
Organism: Ylistrum balloti
Lineage: Eukaryota; Metazoa; Mollusca; Bivalvia; Pectinida; Pectinidae
Product: helicase with zinc finger domain 2-like
Exons: 13
Coding region: 1-5733 (1910 amino acids)
Molecular function (GO): 5'-3' DNA helicase activity; RNA nuclease activity; RNA binding
Source: RefSeq, a predicted model, not a curated record